Molecule: messenger RNA, 315 nt
Organism: Staurois parvus
Lineage: Eukaryota; Metazoa; Chordata; Amphibia; Anura; Ranidae
Source: the annotation of a GenBank genome assembly
AUGUAUGUGAAAUGGUUUGAUACAGGAAUGUUAUACUAUGUGAUUUUAGUGUAUUUAGUGAAUGUCACUUUUUGUCAUUUUCAAAUUUCCCGCCGUUCCGUCCUCGUACGUCCCGACGUCGCAGGGAACGGAACCCGGAAAACAGAUGCCGACAUCUUCCGGAGGACAUUACAGGGGACACUGCAGGGGGGACAUCGUGGGAGCGCAGGACAAGGUAAGUCAAGAACAGAUCCCGGAGCAGCGCCGCAUGGCAAGCCCAAGUGUAGCUCGGGGUUACCGCUUGUGCUACACUCGGGAAUACCUCCAGGGAGGUUA